Molecule: messenger RNA, 1983 nt
Organism: Nicotiana tabacum (common tobacco)
Lineage: Eukaryota; Viridiplantae; Streptophyta; Magnoliopsida; Solanales; Solanaceae
Source: RefSeq, a predicted model, not a curated record
UUUAAAAAAGGAAAUGAAAUAAACCAAAAAAGCCCCCAAUUUCCAUAAACAGCUCGUCGUCACCACAGACUCCAGCGAAGGCUUCUCAAAGCCAAAACUACCAAAUCAGACUUGGAAGGUUGCUUUCUCUCAAUUCUCUGGGCUUAAAAGGAAAUGACAGGAUAUGCCCGAGGUAGAGGUCGGCGAGGUGGAAAGGGCCGUGGAUGUGGUAAUGUUGAAGGAAUAAGUGAUAAUUUUCCAGUGGUGUCAUCUGUAGAUAUUAAUCCAUCACAGAGACCUACGCUUGAUCAAGCAUCUCAGCCACAAGCACAACCAAUAGGGAUUCCUGAAGAAAUGAUAGGAUUUGCACGAGGUAGAGGCCGGCGAGAUAGAAAGAGCCGUGGACGUGGUAAUGUUAAAGGAAUACGUGAACUACCACAGGGACCUACGAUUGAUCAAGCAUCUCAACCACAAGCACAGCCAACAAGGAUUCCUGAAGCAAGUCAGUGGACUUCUCUAGAAUUGAGGAGCCCUGAAACAAGUCAAAGACCGUCUUCAGGGUCAGAAUUCUCAAGGAAUCUGGAAGGGAGUGUACAUCCUUCUUCAGAAAAUUUAAAUAGCGGUGCAGUUUCUUUCAGCAAUACUAAGAAAGGCAGGGGAAAAUAUAGAUCCAUACACGUGGAUAUGAAAACUCAGUGUGGUAGCAAAAUCACAGUUUACAUUCCGGAUGACAUCGAUAGAGCUGUGGGUCCUGGGGCUAGGGAUAUUGUUAAUUAUUGUGGCUUGAUCAUGAGGAGCACUAUCUCGUUCAGAGAUGGUGAGUGGGCAAAAAUUUUUGCAAAGCAUGGACAAACUAUGUGGCUGAAGGUUCAGGAGAAAUUUGAAGUUGGUGGCGGUAGGGGAGAGCAUGUGUUGCAAGGUUUUGUAGCCAGCACUAUGCAAAGGCUUUUUAGAACGUGGAAGACUCGGUUGCAUGCUGAAUACUUACGUUAUAAUACUGAUGAGGAGAGACUGUCCCAUCCGCCAAAAGAUGUUAUGCCUGAGGAUUGGGAAUUUCUGGUACAAUAUUUUGGAAGUCCGACAUUCAAGGCUGUAAGCGAGAGAAACAAAACAAACAGGAAAAAGCAAACAACUAAGCAUUCAUGUGGCUCAAAGUCUUUUGCAGAAGUAGAGGAAUCUACGAGGGAUCCUCUGACUGGAGAAAAGGCACCGCCAGAUCGUGUCUGGGAGCUCCAACAUACGCGUAAGAAUGAUAAAGGAGAACUGCUGUGGUCAGAUCCACGAUCUCAACAAAUUUAUGACCAGAUCCAGGAACUUGUGGGUCAGCAAGAAUAUGAAGAAAACGAGAGUCCAAUGAAUGGAGAUGAGAUUUUAGCCAUUGUACUUGGCGAGAGAACAGGCUAUGUUCGUGGAAAAGGUUAUGGAAAACAGCCUCUCAAAAAGAGCCGCAUGCAACAGGGAGACUUAGGGUCUAGCCUGUCUUCUGCAAUAGAAAGUGUGCGUUAUGAGAUGCAAGCUGACAUGGAGCGAAAGUUGCAAGAAGAACGUGAACAAAUGCGAGCUGAAAUGGACAAAAGGUUUCAAGAGCAGAUGGAAGAGGAGCGUAGACAAAUGCGAUUAGAAAUGGACAAAAGGAUCCAAGAUAAGAUGGAGAUGGCUGCUCUAAUUGUCAGAAUGCAACAGGGUCAAGGUUCUUCAACUGCCCGUGUUAUCCAAAGGAAAAAGCAAAAAAGCACGGGAGCCAGUUGGGGCGUUAAGCGCAAGCGUUAGUAAAGCAUGGAUGUUUUGUGAACAAAUGCUCUUAUUGCUAGAUCUCUUUUGUUUCCUUUUUGUUGGCGUAAUUUUUCCCAUGUAAAUUCCCCUGAGCAAUUUUUGGAUUUUGUCGGCUCCUUGUAUCUACCUUAGCAAAACUUGUAUCGGAGCUGAAACUAUCUUUAUGUAGUGAUCAUCUUUUGUUCUUUUUGCAUGUGCUUGAUGCCAUUAAUGAAAGUACGUACUUCAUCA